Molecule: messenger RNA, 1174 nt
Organism: Notolabrus celidotus (New Zealand spotty)
Lineage: Eukaryota; Metazoa; Chordata; Actinopteri; Labriformes; Labridae
Product: endonuclease domain-containing 1 protein-like
Exons: 4
Coding region: 125-1174 (349 amino acids)
Molecular function (GO): nucleic acid binding; metal ion binding; hydrolase activity
Source: RefSeq, a predicted model, not a curated record
UCCCAAUAAAAUCCCAGCCCCUACACCACUUCUGUUAAUAAAUGCCCCGAACACAAGACUCCUAAGACUCAUCUCCGCCUGGGUGGCCAGUCUGUCAUUAAGGUCUUAUUAAGGAGGUGCAGAGAUGAUGUUCCUGAAGAGAUGGUGUCUGCUGCCCCUCUCUGGCUUACUUAUUCUGGCCAUUGUCCCGACUGUACCUGAAGUGAUGGAUUCAAUGUCAAUGUGUCCCAACUUUUUUCUUGAGGGAACUCCACCAGAGGUCCCAGGAAUCUUAGAGAGCGGCACAAUCCUGAACCAAAACCGAUACAAGACCAUCUGUCAGACUUAUAACAAUACGAGAAGGUUUGUGACACUCUAUGACACCGUGAACAGGAUCCCAGUUUUCUCUGCUUACAAGUACAGAGGUACGGGGAAAGGAAAACGACCAAACCCUCCCUGGAAGAUAGAGCCACAGGUAUAUUUUCAUUCUCUUCUUGAAGGAAAAAACAACAUCAACAUGGUGAAUUCCAGAUCUGUCAGAUACGAACACCAGGCCAGUGAUAUUGAUUACAAAAGCGACAGUAAAGUCUACAAUAGAGGCCAUUUAUUUCCCUCUUCUCACGCAUUUGAUGAAAGUGACAAAGUCUCAACGUUCACCCUGACAAACAUUGUUCCACAAGCUAUAUCUUUUAAUAAUGGCAGCUGGGGGAAAAUGGAGAACUGCGUUCAAUGUGUCAUGAAAAAGUACUGCACCGACAAUAAUGAAGUCAUUGAGGGAUUUGUUGUAACUGGAGCAAAGCCCAGCAACAACAACAUACUGAAUGAAAGGAUCAAUAUCCCUGAAAUUCUCUGGACGGCAUUCUGCUGUUACAGUAGCAAAGUCAACAAGUGGCUGGCAAGUGCACACUGGGGCGACAACAUUGCAGAAGAAUCUAAAUCCAAAUAUCUGCAGACAAAAACUCUGCAACAACUAAAUCAGAGGCUGAGGUCAGGGGAACCACGAUUUGAGGUGUUUCCUAGAAAAGAGUGUCCCAAGUAUGAAACGGUAACCGAGUACUACCCAGAAAUUAAUGCUAAAGACAAAGAUUGCCAUUGCCCAAACCCUCCGACUACUACAACUACUGCCGUUCCAUCAACUACUGCAGUUCCAUCAACUACUGCAAUAACCGAGCGGAGGAAAGUAUCACCAUCUUAA